AGAGCGAAUGAGGAUAGCUGGAUGUACUAUGCCAAGCUGCCAAGUAAGUCCUGAUGUCAAUCGCUCAACACCCCCGCAUCAUUCUCACUCCACUUUCUCGAGCACAAAAAGCUGGGGAAAUGUGGGGAGGUCACUGUCUUCCAAUUGAGAUAGCGAUCUGUUUCCCAAGGCCGAGGUAAUAUGGCGAUUUCAAGUCGGCUAUCCUGGUUUCCUGUCGCCUCCAGCCUGGUGGCACGAAAGAUGGCGUCUAUAGCGCAUUUUUCAAUGGGUCUUCACCGUCCGGUGUUGUGCAACUAACGGGUGACACACUGAAGAGGUAAUUGUGUUCAAAAGUUUAACUGGGUACUGAAUAUGAGACAAACACACCAGACCGCCUCUAUAUAAUCCUAUAUCUGCGCGGUUGUCCUCUGUGCCCCUCUUCCUCUCGACACCCCACCACCCUUCCUUCUUUGCUCCCAGACCGCACUUGAGGAGCGAACAAUCAAUCAGUCAUGUCAUAUCCCAGCAGCGAAAAGGAUCCUGGUGCAGACACCAGGAUUGAAGAUAUCAAUCAACCUGCCCUGAAUGAUGUUGACUACGACGAAGAAUACACAUACGCAGAGCAGCGUAAGAUUAUCCACCGGGUGGAUAGACGCCUUGUCACCAUUACCGGGUUAGCAUAUUGUGUGUCCCUCAUGGACAGGACAAAUCUGAGCAUGGCUGCUGUCGCGGGCAUGACCAAGGACCUAGGCCUGACAAUUGGAACUCGAUAUUCCGUUAUGGUCCUCAUCUUCUUCGUUCCCUACGUGAUCUUCCAGCCGCCUAUGACAAUUAUAACACGGAAGGUAGGCCCUACCUACUUCUUGGGAACGAUCGUCAUUCUUUGGGGGGCAAUACUAGUUGGCAUGGGGUUCGCAAAGAAUUGGAAGCAUAUGGUCGCAACCCGUGCACUGCUGGGUAUACUUGAAGCAGGUUACUUUCCCGGUUGUGUAUAUCUGUUGUCUAGCUGGUACACUCGGUUUGACGUGCAAAAACGGUUCUCGGUAUUCUACUUGAUCGGCUGCGUGGCGUCGGCAUUGUCUGGUAUUCUAGCUUUUGGGCUGAUGCAGAUGGGCGGGCUUCAGGAUCUGGCGGGCUGGAGAUGGAUUUUUAUCAUGGAAGGCGUGAUUACAGGGGUGAUUGGCAUCCUGACCAUCAUCUUUCUAGUGGACUUCCCUGAUAAGGCGCACAAGUCUUGGAGGUUUCUUAGUGAGAAAGAGUGCGCGUUCAUCGUCCGCCGUAUCAACCGGGAUCGUUCCGAUGGAGACCAGGAGCCCUUCUCUCUUAAGCGCUUCCUGUCACCUGCCCUCGACCUGAAGAUCUGGGGUUUUGCAAUGAUAUUCUUCUGCACUACGACUGUCACGUAUGCCAUCGCAUACUUCCUUCCGAUCAUCCUUGAACGGGGUAUGGGGUUUAGUACCGCUGCCGCACAAUGUUUAAUUGCGCCACCCUAUGUGUUCGCCGGAAUGGUAAUGUACGCUACCGCCUGGAUUGGUGACAAAUAUCGUCUACGAGGAGCAAUCGUCAUCUUCAAUGCCUUACUCUGUCUCAUCGGACUUCCUAUUAUGGGCUUUGCGAAAGGCAAUGCUGCGCGGUACGUGGGCGUAUUCUUCUCCGUGGCCGGUGCCAACUCCAACAUCCCAGCUUGUAUGGCAUAUCAAGCGAACAACGUUCGUGGUCAAUGGACCCGUGCAUUAUCUAGUGCUACGUUGGUGGGUUUUGGUGGUAUCGGAGGAAUUGUGAGUAGCUUGGUGUUUAGGUCCCAAGAUGCACCUGGAUACCGACCGGGCAUGUGGACUACUAUUGCAAGCAAUAUCCUCAUUUUAAUAAUCGUGGCCUCUCUGAGCUUGUGGUUCCGCCGGUCAAACAGAGAAGCGGACCGUGGGGAGCGCGUCAUCGAGGGGUCUCCAGAGUUUCGGUAUACGAUAUAAUCUAGCGCAUAACACUGAUUAUUGUUUUUCCCUUUUCUCCUUUCUCUUCCGGUGGCUAUCUCCUUCGUUAUCAUUGUAUAUAUCUCAACGAGUGGUUUAUUUAGCCGAUGAUAAAUAUGCAGAGGUAUUGAGCAAUGUUGCGUUCGAGUACCGACAAUGUGCUUUGUUCUUUAUUUAGGGCCUCGAGGGAUAAACCUGGUCGCACAAAGUAGAUCGUUGUAAAACCCCGCAUAGCACAAAUAUCGAGAUGGCGGGUCCAGACCGUCCAUAUCGUGUACACUGUACACUGUAAUUUAACUAGUUACAGUCCCUCGUUAGUCAUAGCAUGUAUAAAUAGCCCGACUGUUGCUUCCGAGCUUGGACCACAUCGGAUCGGAAAGAACCUGUGGAGGGUCUCCUAUAUGACUCUUCCGGAGAAUCGAGCGCUGCUCAGAUUAGCAAUCAAAGCCGUAUCCAUAUUGUAUUGACAUGUUCAGGUCGAUUUAACGCAUUUCGAUUCAAAACUC
This is a messenger RNA of Aspergillus pseudonomiae, 2455 nucleotides long. Its product is annotated as putative phthalate transporter. Gene Ontology annotation, biological process: transmembrane transport. Gene Ontology annotation, molecular function: transmembrane transporter activity. Lineage: Eukaryota; Fungi; Ascomycota; Eurotiomycetes; Eurotiales; Aspergillaceae. The record is from RefSeq and is a predicted model, not a curated record. Gene Ontology annotation, cellular component: membrane. Bases 492 to 1949 code for a protein of 485 amino acids. The transcript is spliced from 9 exons.